AUGGAUCAGGAUUUCGAAAGCCCUAUUGUUGAACAAGAAGUCUUCCCUUCAGAAGGGGCUCAAGCUUCAGGAAGCUCCUUUGAAGCUCCCGAGCUGGAUAUUUCAAAAGGCAAAAGCAAGCAGCCUGAGUCUGAAUUUGUGGAUGUCGCUCUGCUUCAGAACAUGGAGAACUCCUUUAAAGAUUCAAAGACUUCAAAACUUCAAGAAAAUCUUUGUGGUCUAACUUCUUUGUUCUUUGACCCGAAACAACACUUACAUCAAAAGUUUGGCAAUAAUUUUCAACCUUUAAGCGCUGAAGGAGAACAGAUUUCUGCUUCUAGUUCUAGUCCAGUCAAUCCAACUUCUCAACCUCCAAGUGAAAGACUUGUAAGACAUGCUACGGAUGCAAAUCUUGACACAUUUUUAUCUUCUAGCCCUGCUUCUGCUCAAGAAAGAAGAUUGGGAAGAAACAUUCAAACCAAAAUGCUAGUAACGAAACAUUCAAACCAAAAUGCUCCAGAAAAUUUAGAUCGUAUAGAGAAAGACAAACAAAUUGAGUAUUAUGAGAAGAAAGACGACUUUCUGUCCUGGAUAAAACUUGAUAUUUUUGAGCUUAUUCAUGCAGCUUUCCACAAUCCAACUAAUGAUCCCAUGGCCUGGUCCUUUAAGAGUUUUCUUGAGGAUAAAGCUAAAAAUAACUUUGAAGGAAUGAAGACUGCUUCAUCGUUUACUAAAAAUGCCAAGGAUAUCAUUGAUCAUCACACUAGGAAAACCAUGGUAAAUGUUAUGUGGUCGCCUACAAAACAAGCUAAAAGGAUUCCGCUUCGCAAACGUUUACCAGAAGGCACUUUGGACUCAAUGCAAUUCUGGGGUUAUGAUGAUGCUAUUGCACCGGUAGUGAUCAAGCUGAAAAAGAACCAAUAUCGCAUUGUUGAUCCCAAAGACUUAUUGAGGCUUUGUGAAUGUGAUAUCCGAAAUUUGUCAAAAUUUCAAAUAGAUAUUGAGAAUGAAUUGUUUGAAGCUGCUGCUAAAGCCUUCACCGGAAUGGUAGCUACCAUAAUUGAAUAG
This is a messenger RNA of Lactuca saligna, 1047 nucleotides long. The record is from the annotation of a GenBank genome assembly. NCBI's taxonomy places the organism in Eukaryota, Viridiplantae, Streptophyta, Magnoliopsida, Asterales, Asteraceae.